CCACCUCCUCCCAAUUCCCAUGCAUGCAAUCAAACUUCUCUCUUAUUAUCAACCUUCUCCACACCACCUCUCCAUUUGUGAUCCGCUCCCCAUUCUACAAUGGAGGAGCGGGGCCAACCUGCCGCAGCAGCGGACGAUGAUGCCAAUGAGGACCCACCCUUGUCAGAGCCACAGACACAGAUAGUACCCCUCGCCCCACCUCCCUUCCCCGGAGCAGCAACCUACGUAAUCCAAAUCCCUAAAGACCAAAUCUACCGUGUGCCACCCCCUGAAAAUGCCCUAAUUGUUGAGCGUCACCGCAAACCCGAAAAAAAGAAGCAGAAGUGUCCAUGCUGCGGGACUCGUUGCUUGGUUAUUGGAGCUAUUUUGUUUUUCAUAUGCCUUGUAAUUGGCAUAACAUUGCUUGCAUUGUCCCUCACUAAGAAACCUAAAGAGCCUACUUUUUCGAUUACGCAUGUCCACGUGAAGAACCCCAAAUCAAAAUCAUCUUCUGGCAAGAAUUCCCAUCCAGGAUAUGAGGUGUCCAUGAAAGUGAAAAAUCCAAAUGGACAUGGCAUAGAUUAUGCAAAUAGUGGAGGGGCUUCUCUUAUGUACAAGGAAAAAACCCUAGGCAAAGGAAAAUUUCCAUUAAAGAACCAAGGAGGAGAUGACUCCGCCGCUGUAAAGCUUGUUCUCGACGGAUCAAAGGGGCCGUUGCCUCAGGACGUGAAGAAGAGCAUGGAAGAUACUGAUUCAAAGGUGCGUGUGUCUUUGGCUUUGAAAAUGGACCUUUCGGUGAAGGUGAAAGGGUUUAUCAAGACGUGGAAUAUGGACACCGAAGUUGAAUGCCAUUUCAAGGUGAGUACAUUGGGGAAGGGCACAAGGGUUCUGGACCAAAAAUGUGAAGCUCAAUUCAAGGGCUAAAGAAAUGGUGAUCAUGGUAAAGGCGGUGGCGAAAUAAUUUCUUGUUCUUUUUUUCUUUUCUUUUUUUUUCGUUUUGUUAAUCUUCAUUUCCUUGUUUAAUUGUGGUGGUGAUAUUAGUUGUUGAAUGUGAAGGUUAUCGAUUAUCAUUUUAAGUUCAUUAUUUUAAUCAGAAAGGAAAGGCCUAUGUUUUUAUGCUUAAA
Prunus mume (Japanese apricot) is the source of this 1103-nucleotide messenger RNA. Its product is annotated as NDR1/HIN1-like protein 13. The record is from RefSeq and is a predicted model, not a curated record. Lineage: Eukaryota; Viridiplantae; Streptophyta; Magnoliopsida; Rosales; Rosaceae. Gene Ontology annotation, cellular component: plasma membrane. Gene Ontology annotation, biological process: defense response to other organism.